Messenger RNA from Notothenia coriiceps (black rockcod), 572 nucleotides. Its product is annotated as titin-like. The annotation marks the transcript as partial. The record is from RefSeq and is a predicted model, not a curated record. NCBI's taxonomy places the organism in Eukaryota, Metazoa, Chordata, Actinopteri, Perciformes, Nototheniidae. The transcript is spliced from 2 exons.
UAGACAGUGUUUGAGAGCAGCAAGUACGUGAUGGUGCAGAGAGACAACGUGUUCUCGCUGAGGAUCAAAGACGCCCAGAAGGGAGACGAGUCCGAGUACAGCAUCAACCUGACCAAUCAGAGAGGAGAGCAGGCCAAGAGCGCCUGCAACCUCUCCGUCAAAGAGGAGAGCAUGAGGUUCGUGGUUCCUCUGGAGGAUAUCGACACUCAGGAGAAGAACACAAUCGUCUUCUCCUGCAAGGUGAACCGGCCCAACGCCACGCUGAAGUGGAUGAAGGCGGGCCAGGAGAUCACCUUCAGUAAACGCAUCGUAUACCGGGCGGACAAAGAGAAGCACACGCUCACCAUCAAGGACUGUACGCUUGCCGACGAGGGCGAGUACACCGCCAUGGCCGGAGACAGCAAGUGCACGGCGGAGCUGAUCAUCAGCGAGGCGCCCACCGACUUCAGCAUACAGCUGAAGGACCAGACCAUCACAGAGUUCGAGGACGCAGAGUUCACCUGCAAACUCACCAAAGACAAGGCAGACCCCAAGUGGUACAGGAACGGACGUGAGAUCAGAGAAGGACCCAG